CACACGGCAUGCGGGCACUCAACAUGACCCCGGAGCAGUUCUCCCGGCUGCUGCGGGACCACAACCUGACGCGCGAGCAGUUCAUCGCGCUGUAUGGACUGCGGCCGCUCGUCUACACCCCCGAGCUGCCUGGGCGCGCCAAGGUGGCCCUCGUGCUCACCGGCGUGCUCAUUUUCGCCCUGGCGCUCUUAGGCAACGCGCUGGUGGUCUACGUCGUGAUCCGCAGCAAGGCCAUGCGCACCGUCACCAACAUCUUCAUCUGCUCCUUGGCGCUCAGCGACCUGCUCAUCGCCUUCUUUUGCAUCCCGGUCACGACGCUCCAGAACAUCUCCGACAACUGGCUGGGGGGUGCCUUCAUUUGCAAAAUGGUGCCAUUUGUCCAAUCUACUGCUAUUGUGACAGAAAUUCUCACUAUGACCUGCAUUGCUGUGGAGAGGCACCAGGGACUUGUUCAUCCUUUUAAAAUGAAGUGGCAGUACACCAACCAAAGGGCUUUCACAAUGCUAAGUGUGGUCUGGCUGGUUGCAGUCAUCGUAGGAUCACCCAUGUUGCACGUACAACGACUGGAGGUUAAGUAUGACUUCCUAUAUGAAAAAGAACAUAUCUGCUGCUUGGAAGAGUGGACCAGUCCUGUGCACCAGAAAGUCUACACCACCUUCAUCCUUGUCAUCCUCUUCCUCCUGCCUCUUAUGGUGAUGCUUGUCCUAUACAGUAAAAUUGGUUAUGAACUUUGGAUCAAGAAAAGAGUGGGGGAUGGUUCUGUGCUUCUAACUAUUCAUGGAAAAGAAAUGUCCAAAAUAGCCAGGAAGAAGAAGCGAGCUGUCCUUAUGAUGGUGACAGUGGUGGCUCUGUUUGCUGUGUGCUGGGCACCCUUCCAUGUGGUUCACAUGAUGCUUGAAUACAGUAAUUUUGAAAAGGAAUAUGAUGACAUCGCAAUCAAGAUGAUUUUCGCUAUAGUGCAAGUAAUUGGAUUUUCCAACUCCAUCUGUAAUCCCAUUGUUUAUGCAUUUAUGAAUGAAAACUUCAAAAAAAAUUUUUUGUCUGCAGUUUGUUAUCGCAUAGUAAAAGAAACCUUCUCUCCAGCUCGGAAGCAUGCAAAUUCAGAAAUUACAAUGAUGCAGAAGAAAGCAAAGUUAUCCCAGAGAGAGAAUCCAGUAGAGGAGACCAAAGGAGAAGCAUUCAGUGGUGGCAACACUGAGGUCAAAUUGUAUGUACAGCUGGAGGAGAAAAAAAAAUCUCAAGUGACAUUUUGCCCUCUUUAG
This is a messenger RNA of Castor canadensis (American beaver), 1262 nucleotides long. RefSeq names its product pyroglutamylated RFamide peptide receptor (gene Qrfpr). Gene Ontology annotation, biological process: G protein-coupled receptor signaling pathway. Gene Ontology annotation, molecular function: neuropeptide Y receptor activity. Gene Ontology annotation, cellular component: plasma membrane. Lineage: Eukaryota; Metazoa; Chordata; Mammalia; Rodentia; Castoridae. The record is from RefSeq and is a predicted model, not a curated record.